Molecule: messenger RNA, 1332 nt
Organism: Cordyceps fumosorosea ARSEF 2679
Lineage: Eukaryota; Fungi; Ascomycota; Sordariomycetes; Hypocreales; Cordycipitaceae
Product: salicylate hydroxylase
Exons: 2
Coding region: 1-1332 (443 amino acids)
Molecular function (GO): FAD binding; monooxygenase activity
Source: RefSeq, a predicted model, not a curated record
AUGAGCAACCCUUUUCGUAUCGUCAUUGUCGGCGCUGGGCCGGCCGGUCUCUCCGCCGCCAUCGCCAUCGCCCAGCAUCCCUCGUCGUCGGCGCCGUCCCGCUCCGUCCACAUCACCGUGCUGGAGCUGCGGCCCGGCGUGCAGACCAUCGGAGGCGCUGUCAACAUGACCCCGCUCGCCCUGCACUACCUCGACGCCCUCGGCGGUGCCGGUGCCCGCCUGCGACCCCGCGGCCACGCCGCCAGCGCCAUCGAGCUCGUCGCCCACCGCACCGGCCGCCUGCUCGCCACCCUGUGGCCGGGCGUCGACGCCCUCCGCGUGCGCCGCCAGGACGUCGUCGAGGCCCUGACCGAGGCCGCCGUCGCGCUCGGCGACUCCAACGAGGACCCCGAUGCGCUGCGGAUCGUGUACGGUGCCCGCGUCGAGGACCUAGCGGAGCUCGACAACGGCGGCGUGCGCGUCACCUACACGCGGGAAGAUGACAAGGCCCGCGCCGCAGCCGAGACCAUCGAGGCCGACCUCGUCCUCGGCUGCGACGGCAUCCACUCAAUCGUCCGCCGGCGGCUCGUCGAGCCCGACCGCCCCGAGACGUACACGGGCAAGUGCGUCGCCUACGGCUUCCUCCCUGCGACCGCCGCCGACGCCGCCCGCUGGACCCGCGCCGGCGGCCAGCCGCUCGUGCGCCACACCACACUCGUGCAGCACGGCGCCGAGUCGCUCCUCCUCGCGCGCCACCAGCCAGCCGGUGACGACGAGACGACCUCCUCGGAGAGCAGCUUGUACGUCGCCGUCGUGAUGCCCGUCCCGCCAGACGAGGCCGGGGACCGCCGCGAGGGCCGGGCGGUCCGCGACAAGGACGAGCUGCGUCGCGCCAUCGCCGACCGGUUCGCCGGCGGCGCCAUCGACUGCCUCGGGGAGGUCCUGGCGCGCUGCGACGACUGGUUCUUCUACCCGGUGCGCAUGCUACCCGAUGGCGGCGCGUGGUCCGAGGGCCACGUUCUCCUCCUCGGCGACGCCGCCCACGCCAUGCCGCCGCAGGGGGAGAGCACCGGCGUCGCCAUCGAGGACGGCGUGCUGGUCGCGCACGUGCUGUCACGGCGGGGCGACGGCCGCGACGUGUCGCGGAUGAUCGCCGAUUACGAGGCGCUGCGCCGCGCCGACGUCGCAGCGCUGCACCGGACGUCGAUGGCGCGGUGGAACGGCGGCGGCGGCGGCGGCGGCUGGCUCGGGCGCGUGGUCAUGGAGUGGAUGGCGUGGGUGGUCGUGUCGUACCUCAACUGGACCAGCGACCACUUUGCGCGGGACGUGCGGAACCUGCCUCUGCCGGAGUGA